This is a messenger RNA of Anguilla rostrata (American eel), 1124 nucleotides long. RefSeq names its product NSA2 ribosome biogenesis homolog (S. cerevisiae) (gene nsa2). The transcript is spliced from 6 exons. Gene Ontology annotation, biological process: maturation of LSU-rRNA; maturation of 5.8S rRNA. Lineage: Eukaryota; Metazoa; Chordata; Actinopteri; Anguilliformes; Anguillidae. Gene Ontology annotation, cellular component: preribosome, large subunit precursor; nucleolus. The record is from RefSeq and is a predicted model, not a curated record. Bases 160 to 942 code for a protein of 260 amino acids.
UUUUCGUUGUUGUACUUCCUUUCAAGAAGCAGGCUGGGGAAAACAAGAUCAAGCAACCCAGGCCCCAAGUUAAAGACCGAAAAACAAGUCUAACGUGAAACGAUCAUCACUCUGCUGAUUACAUUUUAUUACUGGAACACUUGAACUACAAAAAGAACCAUGCCUCAGAACGAACACAUUGAGUUGCACCGCAAACGGCACGGUUAUCGCCUGGACCACCAUGAGAGAAAAAGGAAGAAGGAGAGUCGAGAGGCUCACGAGCGCUCACACAAGGCUAGGAAGAUGAUCGGAUUGAAGGCCAAACUCUACCAUAAACAGAGACACUCUGAGAAGAUCCAGAUGAAGAAGACCAUUAAAAUGCAUGAGCAGAGGAAGACAAAGCAGAAGAACGAUGAGAAGACCCCACAGGGUGCAGUGCCCGCCUAUCUGCUGGACCGUGAGGGCCAGUCCCGGGCCAAAGUCCUCUCUAACAUGAUCAAGCAGAAGAGGAAGGAGAAAGCUGGUAAAUGGGAAGUCCCGCUGCCCAAGGUUCGCGCGCAGGGGGAGACGGAGGUCCUCAAAGUCAUCCGCACGGGGAAACGACAGAAGAAGGCCUGGAAGAGGAUGGUUACCAAGGUCUGCUUCGUUGGCGAAGGAUUCACUCGCAAGCCACCCAAAUACGAAAGAUUCAUCAGACCCAUGGGUUUGCGUUUCAAGAAGGCUCAUGUGACCCACCCGGAGCUGAAGGCUACAUUCUGCCUGCCCAUCCUGGGGGUGAAGAAGAACCCGUCGUCCCCGCUCUACACCACCCUGGGCGUGAUCACGAAGGGCACGGUGCUGGAGGUCAAUGUCAGCGAGCUGGGCCUGGUCACACAGGGCGGCAAAGUCAUCUGGGGUAAAUACGCACAAGUGACGAACAACCCAGAAAAUGACGGCUGCAUUAACGCAGUUUUGCUUGUGUGAAAGGACUCUAUGAACUGUGCCAGGAGUGCAGAGACCAGGACUGGGUUUGACAGUGAACAGCAGGACUUCACAAUCACAGCCACACUGUGGAUCACUGCAGUCAGAACAUCUGCAGUUUCACAUGCAGAAUUUCUGAAGCUUUGCUCCAAACAAUAAGGAGUAAAUAAAGGGGUUUUUCAAAA